Messenger RNA from Salmo salar (Atlantic salmon), 772 nucleotides. It is a transcript of the gene czib, whose product is annotated as CXXC motif containing zinc binding protein. Gene Ontology annotation, molecular function: zinc ion binding. The record is from RefSeq and is marked provisional. Lineage: Eukaryota; Metazoa; Chordata; Actinopteri; Salmoniformes; Salmonidae.
AGUGUCAAGAUGGUGAAAAUUGGGCUGCAGUUCAAAGCCACUUUGGAAAAUGUCACAAAUGUGCGGCCAGUAGGUGAAGACUUCCGCUGGUUUCUAAAGUUAAAAUGUGCCAAUUGUGGUGAGAUCCCAGAGAAAUGGCAGUAUAUCAACCUUAUGGACAGUGUACCACUCAAAGGAGGAAGAGGGAGCGCCAGCAUGGUGCAGAAGUGUAAACUCUGUGCCAGGGAGAAUUCUAUUGAUAUCAUGAGAGACACAAUCACCCCGUACAAUGCUGAGGAUAGUGAGAGGUUUAAGACCAUGGUGCAGUUUGAGUGUCGAGGCCUGGAGCCGGUGGACUUCCAACCACAAGCGGGCUUUGCUGCAGAGGGAGCUGAGUCGGGGACCAAGUUUCCUGAAAUCACCCUACUGGAAAAAGACUGGACAGAAUAUGACGAGAAGGCCAGCGAGUCAGUGGGCAUCUAUGAGGUCACACACCAGUUCGUCAAGUGUUGAGUUACAGUCAAGUGCUUUGUACGACCAGCUAGCCCAGGUGACGGGAUGUAAACACACUGGCCAGAUAUCCACUGACUGAAAUGGCUGUCGGUAUCAGACGCUCCCAAUGCUAAUGCAGUGCUGUUUGGUUUGUGACAAGAAAGAAGCAUUUGAGGAUUGAUUGGGUGGAAUGUCCAUCCACAUCAUCCUGGAUUGAAUGAGAUAUGUGACCAUGCCUUUCCUUUUGACACUACCCCAAUAAAGAUCAUGAAUUAAAUAAAUAAAAAACUGAUGUGGUUUU